Etheostoma spectabile (orangethroat darter) is the source of this 1464-nucleotide messenger RNA. It is a transcript of the gene rbm7, whose product is annotated as RNA binding motif protein 7. Lineage: Eukaryota; Metazoa; Chordata; Actinopteri; Perciformes; Percidae. The transcript is spliced from 5 exons. Gene Ontology annotation, biological process: regulation of alternative mRNA splicing, via spliceosome. The record is from RefSeq and is a predicted model, not a curated record. Gene Ontology annotation, molecular function: single-stranded RNA binding. Gene Ontology annotation, cellular component: nucleus. The coding region runs from base 165 to 944 and encodes 259 amino acids.
UCUUCUGUGUCGUGAAGUUGCCCUGUUCACUACGACGGAAGCAGAAAGGUAACAGCAUUUAACUUUACGACAGGCCUUCCGGUUAUAUUGGGUAGAACGUUUUUUACGCUAGACAUUAGCUAGCAUUUAAAUCGCUUGAUAGUGAUAGUUUCUGCGCAAAUACAAUGGGAAUAGAGGAGGAAACGGACCGGACGCUCUUCAUACGAAAUUUGGAUCCAAGAGUGACGGAGGAGCUUUUGUUUGAACUGUUUUUACAGGCCGGACCUCUCAUCAAAACAAAAAUUCCAAAAGACGCCGAUGGGAAACAGAAAACGUUUGGUUUUGCCGUUUACAAACACGAAGUGUCCGUGCCAUAUGCCAUGUCGCUACUCAACGGGGUUUCGCUGUAUGGGAGAACUAUUCAUGUACAGUUCAGAUCAGGUAGCAGUCAUAGCAGCAGUCCAGGGAACUCGCAAAAUACAAGUCCUGCAAAUACCCCAAAUCCGCAUGGCCAAAGGACCCCGAUCCAGUUCAGCUCUCCACCAUAUAGUUCUCCGCCCCAAAUGCACAGGUCCUUUUCAUCUCCCGAUAAUCUGCAGAAACACGUCAUGAUGAACAACAUGAUGUGGCAGCUCAACAUGCAGCAGCUUGAGCAGAUAAAUGGCGGCUUUUCCAAGCCUCUGCAGAGGCAGUCGCCUGCAGGUGGAGAUUCUGGCGGAAGUGGCUCAAGGCAACAUGAUAACACCCCCUACCGGCAUCCGUCCCAGAUGAACAGCGGUGGCAGGAAUCAGCGCUACACAGAUGUGCCAGCUCCUGGUCGUCAUCAGCAACACAGCCACAGCCAGGACAACUAUCACCAUCAGAACAGGAGUGGCAACCGUCACCAUGAGAGCAGAGGUGGCAACAGACAUGACAACAAGGGUAGCAACCGUGGCUACCAAGAUAACAGAUGGCGACGGUACUGAGACACAAAGGAUUUCUGUAAGGACUUCAGCUCUUCAAAAAUUUGUGGACAGCUUACUAAAAAAAGAUCAUGAAAGUAUGUUGAGAAAUUCACAUGUGUACUCAGGUUGUUUGUACAUGAUCCUACCAGUUUGAAGAUUUGAUAACUUAUGCCUUAGAGCCAUUUUUGUUUACUUUUAAGGUGUUUUUAAAAAUUGUAUACUUCAUUCAUGUGAGCUUUUCCUCACAGAUAUGUUGCAAAUAUUUUGAGCUGUAUUGACGAGAGCAAGGGAAAAAAAGACAUGGAGAGUCAUUUUGGAAGACGAAAAAAGAAACAUGUAUUUAAAAAACAGAUUUAGGAUAUUGGCAAGUUUUUUUUUUUUUGUUAUUCAAAAAGUAUGUAAAUGGUGCUCCAAGAAAUUCUUCAGGUACUUUGCAAAAAAAGAACAAUUUUCAGCUAAAGAUUCCACCAGCACUGGUUUUACGGGAAUAGGGCACCAUCCUUUUUUAAUGUUAGAUCUGUUGACCUUGCUCCUUCAAAAA